Molecule: messenger RNA, 6136 nt
Organism: Homo sapiens (human)
Lineage: Eukaryota; Metazoa; Chordata; Mammalia; Primates; Hominidae
Gene: DCUN1D3
Product: defective in cullin neddylation 1 domain containing 3
Exons: 3
Coding region: 261-1175 (304 amino acids)
Biological process (GO): positive regulation of protein neddylation
Cellular component (GO): nucleus; perinuclear region of cytoplasm; plasma membrane
Molecular function (GO): cullin family protein binding
Source: RefSeq, marked validated
AGAUGAAGAGGAGGCGGUGGCAGUGGUGGAAGAAGAGGCGGCGGCGGCGGGGGUAGGGAGCCUGGAAACGCGAGCGGGGAUGGUAGGUGGUUUGGACCCGCCGGGCCGCCGUCGUUUCCAGAAAGGGUUUGACUGGAGGAACCUCUGGAGCAGCUGUUGGCUGGCUCCUCUGGCUGAUGGCAUGUUGAGGUACAUGGGCCAGCGGCAGCGAGGGCAUCCAAUCCAGAGGGGUCCACUCUAGAGGCCAGGCCACCAGCACCAUGGGCCAGUGUGUCACCAAGUGUAAGAAUCCCUCAUCGACCCUGGGCAGCAAAAAUGGAGACCGUGAGCCCAGCAACAAGUCACAUAGCAGGAGGGGUGCAGGCCACCGUGAGGAGCAGGUACCACCCUGUGGCAAGCCAGGUGGAGAUAUCCUCGUCAACGGGACCAAGAAGGCCGAGGCUGCCACUGAGGCCUGCCAGCUGCCAACGUCCUCGGGAGAUGCUGGGAGGGAGUCCAAGUCCAAUGCCGAGGAGUCUUCCUUGCAAAGAUUGGAAGAACUGUUCAGGCGCUACAAGGAUGAGCGGGAAGAUGCAAUUUUGGAGGAAGGCAUGGAGCGCUUUUGCAAUGACCUGUGUGUUGACCCCACAGAAUUUCGAGUGCUGCUCUUGGCUUGGAAGUUCCAGGCUGCAACCAUGUGCAAAUUCACCAGGAAGGAGUUUUUUGAUGGCUGCAAAGCAAUAAGUGCAGACAGCAUUGACGGAAUCUGUGCACGGUUCCCUAGCCUCUUAACAGAAGCCAAACAAGAGGAUAAAUUCAAGGAUCUCUACCGGUUUACAUUUCAGUUUGGCCUGGACUCUGAAGAAGGGCAGCGGUCACUGCAUCGGGAAAUAGCCAUUGCCCUGUGGAAACUAGUCUUUACCCAGAACAAUCCUCCGGUAUUGGACCAAUGGCUAAACUUCCUAACAGAGAACCCCUCGGGGAUCAAGGGCAUCUCCCGGGACACUUGGAACAUGUUCCUUAACUUCACUCAGGUGAUUGGCCCUGACCUCAGCAACUACAGUGAAGAUGAGGCCUGGCCAAGUCUCUUUGACACCUUUGUGGAGUGGGAAAUGGAGCGAAGGAAAAGAGAAGGGGAAGGGAGAGGUGCACUCAGCUCAGGGCCUGAGGGCUUGUGUCCCGAGGAGCAGACUUAGUGGCUCUGUCCCAGGAGCAGCAGCAAGGAUCUGCCAGCUGCCCUGCAGCCAACUGAGGAAUUGGACCAUUUUGGAAAUUACUGAAGAUCCGGAUAUUUUCUACUUUACACCUUUCUCUGCCUUGUAUCUGAAAGGGCUCUAAAAUGCUGUAUCAUGUUUUAGGCACUUUCUUCAUUUUUUUGGUUAUUUUGGUUAUUUCCUUUUUGGGGGGAUCUCCCAGAAUAUUUGAACCUGGUUACAUGUUGUGUAUCUUUUUUUGAAGCCUUCAGAUAGAAUAAGCCUGCCAUUUCUUGCACAAAUUUAGGUUUUUUUUUUGUUUUUUUUUGUUUUUUUUUUUUUUUUUUUGGUAGGGGAGGGCAUAGAGCAGGGCGGGGGGAUGGGACUGUUAGGUUGAAUUAACAUUACAAAAUGAUACAGUGCCAGAUCUCAGUUUCGCAUAUUGUUUUUCAGGGCAGGUCUGUACUGUGUGUAGUGCUGUUUACAUAGAUGAAUUUAGGUUGUAAUAAUUAUUUUUAAAGAUUUACACAGAUUUGAAUAGCAGUGUUAACUGUUAACCACAUUGCAUUAAUUCCCAGGCGAUUUAGAGCUCUUGGAGAGCCAAGGCCAGCCAAGAGCAUUUGUAGUCUGGUGACAACCCCCUUUUAAGCUAAUUUAUCCAGAACCCUGAUUUCCCUCACUUCUUGCUCAUUCCUUCUUUGACCUAUUGCAUUUCAUGUUGAGUUUUUCCAUCAACAUGCUGCACCUGUCAGUCAAGUGAGCAUUUUUUAAGAACACAUUGUACUGAGAACCACUUAAGCAUUGAAUGCGGAGAAAGCAGUGCUACCUCAGUUUUGCUGGAAGUAGACUUCUUUGAUAGUUUUCUUUCUUUGAUGAAGUUUCUGUAUUUUCAUGUUGUAAGUGGAAAUACUUUUUUUUGUUUGUUUGUUUCAUUUGCCUUGGAGCCAAAGUUUCUGUUCCUGGUGGUCGGGAAACUGCCUGCCGGCCAACUGACUUGAAGGAAAACUGUGGUAUGGAGCUCUGCUUGAAUUUUUUUUUUUUUAAUAUUUUUAUUUUUUUCUUUGAAUAUCAUCAGCUUACUUGUCUGGCAAGGGCAGAAGCCUGGGGUUGGCCUGAACUCUGCCAAACAAAUAUCAAAGUGUAUUUAAUAGUUAAAUUUGUGCCCUUUCCCUUCUUGCUGCACCCAUGUUGUCACUUAACCCCCAGGAGUUAUUUAUUAUCUUUUUGUUAAAGUCAGGCUCAUUUGGGGUAAUGUGAUGACUGUUUAGGUUUACAUGACCCUCCUCUCCUUUCCCUACCCCCAAAUAUGUAUAUAUACAUAUAUAAAAUAUGUAUAUAUUUUACCUAUAUAAAAUAUAUAUAUAUACACAUAUAUGUAUCUAUAUUCCUUUGUUUCUUUGCCUGCUUAUACUGGCCAUAAAAGAGGGAGCUGCCUUCAAUGUAUAAAGUAUAAGAAGAGUGCCAGGGAAUGCCAUAAUGGAGGCUUUUGGAUCUGAAUUUGGACCAUUUCACUAAAGAGAACAUGAGUUUGCUCAGCCCUUUCCUCACAAGAGGGAGGGCCCCGGUUCCCCAGACUUCUCCACGCGCUGGCUCCAUAAAGGCCAGCUUUGGCCAGGCUGCCACAGGGGCCUGAGGAGCUCACUCUGGGCCUACCUGGUUUCAGUUAGAGGGUCCUCCUGUUAUUUUUCCAUUUAAAAAGUAUGUCCUCAGAAAACUGUACUGGAAGGAUGGGUGGCAGGAACUUGUAUAGUUCAGCUUCCAACACUUUGGAACAGAUUAAAAAGGGAAUCUUUUAAAUAAAAACGUAUAAAAAUAUUUAUACUCUUGAGGUAAUGAGACUUUGUCUGUUAAACAUUUGGAGGUUUCUCCCUUAACCUAAUACCCCGCUGCGUCCCAGGUAUGUUUCUCAGCCUGGGCAGGAAUUGCAUGUUUUGAGUUCCAUUGUGAGCAGCCUUACAGCUCUGGGCUCCCAUCUUAAGGAUUAUUAAAGAGUUUUGGCAGUUGGUAUUUUUCUAAAACUGAUAUUGACCAUAGGGAACAUACUUGGAAUUUGUUUUUUUUUUUAAAUCCUAAACCUGACAGUUCCUCCUUCAGAGGGGCAAAUGGGAAACUUUAAGAUCACCCACGGUAUAGUACUGCUAGAAAGCUGAAGGGGGUCUUGGGCCAGAUGCCUGGCUUCUGUUCUAGCUAAAUAAGACUCUUGAAUAAGUCUCCAGGGGUCCCAGCAGGUUCUGUGGGAUCAGUUGUAGCUGGGUACCCAGACUGAGGUUUUAAAAAGACUGCUUUUUCAUUAAGCCAGUUUGCAACUCAUUUUCCCCGGUUCUGGAUUGGGUAGUGGUUGACUGAGGGAAAAGCCAGGCUGCUCUUGGCCAGAUAAGGCCCUUUCCAUCCCAGAUCAGAGUGUAUCAGAGAAAGCUGCACAAAAGAGGCAGGCAGCCCAGGACCCUGAGUACUCUGGAGAAACUAGGUUCCUUCCCCACCCUUUAAGAAGACAUUCCGUGCAUUAGAUGUACUAGAGUGGAUGUAUUUUGUUGUUUUUUAAAUUAACUAUUUAGCCUCCUCAUCCCCCACCAAAAAAGCCAUUUAGUUAUUUUUUGGUUAUAUUGAUCCAUUUGCAAAUGAGAAGCCAGAAAAGGGAGCAGUCAGGGAGGGACUUACAAGUUCCUUUCAAGUUUGAGUACUUGAUGCUCAGCAAAGAUUUCAAGCUUCUGCAGUAGCUCUGGGCCAAUGCUUGACUCUUUCAUGACCACAAGAAAUGCAGUUUUUCUGCAAAGGGAUCCAAGGUGAGGUGUGUGUAGGGUUUGAAGUUAUACUUCUGGGAAGUGAAAAGUCUUGUUCCUUUCAACCUAGAAAUAGGUUUGCCACUUAAUGAGUGAGCAGUAAGUCUGUGUAAGAGGCUGAAUGCAUGCCCCUCAGAUAAGCCAGUACACUCCUUGCUUAGCAACAGAACAUCAGGGUGAUGUGGAGAGGGGCAGGAUGUGGACGCCACUUUGGAAAUCGGCAACAUCUGAGGGCAACAACAAACAAGUGUGUUGGGAAAUAAGAAAUAACUCAGUUUUGACAACUGGCUUUGUCAGCUUUUGUGAUGUUUCUUUAGCAGUUUAUUGGAAAGAUGGUAUGAGAUGACGUGCUGCUUCAUUGAAUUGCUCUUUCCCCCAUCUUUGCCAAAUCUCAAUGUAUCGUUCUUAACCCCACCUCCUGUAAGGGGCUUUGCUAUGCUUCAGCUGGUUGUCUCAGCAGCUGAAGUGCUGCCCACCUGUGUGAGUUGGGUCCAGGAAACCAUGUCUGCCCUUCUGAUAAGGGAAGAUGAAUCUAGAGCUGGGUGAAGAUCUAAAUUUUAACCAAACCCCUGGGCCCAGGAAAAUAACAAUUGAAAAUGUACAAGGCAGUGUUUUCAAUAUUAAACUUCCCCAAGGAAAGCACAAACUAGUCUUUUUGGAAAGGGAGAAAGGAUUAAGCCACACAGUAUUAGUCUUUGAAGCAGUACUGGUCUCUAGGGGCUGGUGCCAAAAUGGAGUCCCAUAGUAGUUACACUCGAUGGCCUCAUGUACUAUAUACUGUGCCAAAUUGUAUUAAACAGUGGUGGGGAGUUACUGGGAUAAGAACUUGUCUAAAAGUUUACAAACCAAAACAGAUCUGUUAGGUUGGUGCAAAAGUAAGUUUUUGCCAUACUUAAUGUAUUGCCAUUAAGUAUGGCAAAAACCACAAUUACUUUUACACCAACCUAUGUAUUUAAGAAUGUUUGGUUUGCCAGAUUCCAAAUGAGGUCUUCAGUGCAGCAAAGCCCAAAAGGUGUAGACUCAGUUAUGCAAUUAUAAGGUUAAGGCGUAGAAGAAAGCUGCUGCUAGGUUUUUGUUGCAUUUUACUUGACUGCUCUGCUGUUUUUCUUGUCUCUCAUGUUUGGUUAGCUAUGACUUGAGCAUCUUGGUAACUGACAAAGGUCUUCCUUGGGGGACUUGAACAUCUUGGUAAAUGACAGGUCUUCUUGGAGGACUCCAGCAGUAUCUUGUUUAAACGACUGAAAGGACUAUUAAGGUUGUUGAAUUGUGUUAAUUGGGACUCAUUGAGGAAAUGCGACAUUGAUCCUCCUCUUAUUCCACAGUGUGUUUUCUGAUCAUAUAAAGAAGGUUCCGAACCAUCCAUCCCCCUCAGAGUUUAUUCCCCUGGUAAGCUGUAAUUGCAUAUCCAGUUUAAACUGGACUGGGACUGCAUGUUGGUGAGGAUCGGCAGGGGUUUUCCCCCUUUUCGAAAGAUGAAAUAGAUUCUUGAGCACUGGUUGCAGAAGCCAAAAUAGUUCAAAUAGCUUUGCAUAACCAUUGGGUUCUGCUUCUGAUUCAGGUGCUGGGCAUCAUGUCCUCCCUAUUCUUCUCUUCUUGGAAACCCAGCCUAUCUCAUAAAUACCUACUUCCGCCACCCAUCCAACCUCCCUGCUCCUUUCAACACAAAUCUUGGAUAUUGCCAAAGGAAGCCAUUCAGCAGCUGCUGGGGUUUUUCAUCCCCCUGACAUGCAUACAUUUGCUCUGGGAGAAGUGUCUUCCCUCUGACCCUGGUCCCCAGCUCCGUCUGUGCUUAAUUGCUCUUACCUGUUGCACUAAUGAAUAUGACUAGGUUUUAAAGGGGGAAUGUGAAGCAAUAGGCACAUGGGGCUUGGAUGAAUUGGUCCCACAGAUAUACCCUGCCUUAAGCCGCUGAGGUGAUGAGUCCACUGCUCAUGUGACCCUCCACCUUUGUGGAUCCCUCUUGGUUUGUGACCAGUGUGUCUGUUUGUUGAGGUUGUACAAACUUGACAAAAGUUAAUACUUUUGUUUGUAUUUUCUGCACUGUUGCACUCUCCAAAUGGCCCCUUGAGUAUUUUUAUUGACUUGUUACACACAUUUUUGUCUUUGAUGUCUACAUUUUUUCCUUUAAUGUUUUUUAUUUGGAAGGUUACCUGCUGUUGGAUUUAAUAAAUUUGUUUACUUGAA